CUCCACCUUUGUUAAAUUGACACUCCGCUCUCUGGUAGACUAUUGGUCAAAGAAUGCCCCCUGUGGACAUAGCUGUAUUUCAUAACUGGGUAACACACAUCAUUUGGAUGCCGGAGGACAGUCAUUGGUGAGUCAAACUGUCUGCAAAAACGUCAGGAGAUUAUCGGCGCGCAGCUGGAAUGCAAGGUUGAUUCACAAAGAAGAGUGAGGAGGUAGAGAGACAACGCCGAAGACACCACAGUCGGACCGAAUCACACCGCACAGCCAUGAAGGGGGAGCAUUUAUUUUCCAACCUGAAAAACGCCACAUUCUACCAGCGGGUCUACCUACUGGGGGGUGAGGAGCUGCUGGUACUGCAAAGCACUGUGGGACAUCCCGCGCUGGGCGACAGCUUCCACCAGAUCACCGACUUUAACGACCUGCCCACCUCCCUUUUCGCCUGCAACGUGGACCAGUCUGUGUUUGAGGAUCAGGAGGGCAAGGAGAUGUUCGAGGCCCUGUUCCUGGCCUACGAUGAGCGGGUGACGUUUCAGCUGUUCAAGAGCUUCCGGCGUGUCCGCAUCAACUUCAGCAACCCCAAAGCAGCCGCCAGCGCCAGGAUAGAGCUGCACGAAACGCCCUUCAGAGGCAAGAAGCUCAAACUCUACUUUGCCCAGGUCCAGAACCCAGUAUCAGAUGGUGAUAACCUGCACCUGGCACCUCCCCAGCCCUCUAAACAGUUCCUCAUCUCCCCUCCCGGCUCGCCGCCCAUUGGCUGGCAGCAGAUAGACGAGACCACGCCCGUCAUCAACUACGACCUGCUCUAUGCUGUGGCCAAGCUGGGCCCCGGAGAGAAGUUUGAGCUGCAUGCUGGAACAGAGUCCACCCCCAGUGUUGUUGUCCACGUCUGCGACAGCGACACAGAGGAAGUGGAGGAACCAAAGAAUUGCCCCAAACCAAAAAUCAUCCAGACCCGGCGCCCUGACCUUCCUACUUCUCACUGAACUCUGUCCCCCUUCCACUUCCUGCCGUAACAUCGUCAUCUGGAGGAAGGAGAAUCGAUCCCCUGUCUCUCUCUCACAGGAACAAUCCCCGUGUUCAGCACUCCCCACCCUACGGCCGCCUCGCCCGGGCCAGAAGGGGAGUGCUCUCUGUUACUCAUCCUCGUCGACAUACAGCCGUUGAUGUGCUACAUGUAUGAUUGUGUUGGCAAUACUCCAUACUUACAUCAAGAUUCAGCCACCAUACCCUCAGUGAUUGGUUCCUGUCUGUAUGAUUCUGUUGUUGUAAUGUCACACAGUUUGCAGGGAUGGGGCAGCACCUUGCUUUGAGCUCGGCCUCUGAUUGGCUUAGGGGUUGUGGCGAAUGCCAGUGUAAAGAAGCCCAUUGGUCGCCUUUAUAGACGUGUGUUAGCAUUGCUCUCGCUCCACUGCGUAUGUACCACAAGCACUGACGAUGAAUAGCGCUUCUCUCAUUAGGGCAUGCUAGCUACUGAGGUGGUGGGAUGACUCUGGUGCUGAGUUGAAGUAACCUGAAGGAGCAUUAUGGUAAAUGAUCAAUACUUUGUCUUAUAGUCCCCUUAAAGUUGGGUUAUUCAUCGUGUUAUCAGUGUUGUCUGUCGACCUUGGGAAUUCUUUCAAUCUCGCCAAUGCAUGCACUGGUCUGAUCUAGUUUGUGUGUUUACUUUGUUCCGUUUCCUGUAUGUAGCUGUCAAUUUGACCUCUCUUCUCUCUUCGCUAACUUCUCUCUUUUAUCUCCCUGUGUUUUCUGGCUACCGGUGUCCUUCUCAGAAAACAAGGCGAAUAACAGGUACAAUCCAUGCACCUUACAGGGAAAGCAUUAUGUACAAUGACAUUUCUGGGAUUGUUCCUCAGUGUGAAUUGUUCUGUGUCCAUGUCUUGUCCCUGAAAGUCUGUUUAAAGAAAAAGGAGUAUAAGAAAACUAAACAUAACAAAGAAAAAAGGGAAUGCCUGGUGGCCACCUUUUCCUCAUUGGCUGAAAUGGAGAGCCAAUCAUAUAUCAUCACGUGAAGCCAGUCUAUAAAGUGCAUGGUUACGUUUUUCUAGAGAUAUUGUGUUGUCUGAGAACCGUGGCUCAGUCAUGGGAUUUCCCCGUGUUUCCUUUAUGUGCCUCUGUAGGGAGCGAGAAAGAAAUGUAUUCAAACUCACCACGAAGAAAAUAAAUGCAUGAUGACGAUCCUGAGAGGAAAAAAAAUAAUGUUAUUAUAGAGUUAUGUUACACAAAUCUUCCAAGUGCUAUUACACAGUUUCUGUGGAGAUGGUCAAGGGGAAUGACAUACUGUACUCACACACACAACCAUGUUUGUUUUCCUUUAUUGUGCGUUUUGCUUUUCCUGUGUUGGUUCAAUGAGUGUCUUCUUGGUGUGCCUGAUUUAACUCAUAGGCAGUAGAACAAGCCCUGUACAAAUUGGACCUCCCUGUCUAUUUGUGGAGAACUGGCGUUGUGAUCAAUUUUCUAUUGUCCAAACUAUUGACCCUUCCUGUUUCAGACAUUGCACCUACACUCUGAUUCUACAUUACUGUGAGCCACUGAUUCAACCCUGGGUGCUUUUAUACACUAAACCCUCACUGUAACCCCUCACUGUAACCCCUCACUGUAACCCCUCACUCUAAACCCUCACUGUAACCCCUCACUGUAACCCCUCACUCUAAACCCUCACUGUAACCCCUCACUGUAACCCCUCACUCUAAACCCUCACUGUAACCCCUCACUCUAAACCCUCACUGUAACCCCUCACUGUAACCCCUCACUGUAACCCCUCACUGUAAACUCUCACUGUAACCCCUCACUCUAAACCCUCACUGUAACCCCUCACCGUAACCCCUCACUGUACAUCAUUCCAAUCCCCAUCUCUGAUAACGAUGGCUCAAAUGAUCAGAUUUGAUAACCCAGUUCAAAGUGCACUGAAAUUAUUUUUUUAUUCCAACCAGCUCCAGUAGGUUGUAGUUUAAUUCCAACCAGCUCCAGUAGGUUGUAGUUUAAUUCCAACCAGCUCCAGUAGGUUGUAGUUUUAUUCCAACCAGCUCCAGUAGGUUGUAGUUUAAUUCCAACCAGCUCCAGUAGGUUGUAGUUUAAUUCCAACCAGCUCCAGUAGGUUGUAGUUUAAUUCCAACCAGCUCCAGUAGGUUGUAGUUUAAUUCCAACCAGCUCCAGUAGGUUGUAGUUUUAUUCCAACCAGCUCCAGUAGGUUGUAGUUUUAUUCCAACCAGCUCCAGUAGGUUGUAGUUUUAUUCCAACCAGCUCCAGUAGGUUGUAGUUUAAUUCCAACCAGCUCCAGUAGGUUGUAGUUUAAUUCCAACCAGCUCCAGUAGGUUGUAGUUUUAUUCCAACCAGCUCCAGUAGGUUGUAGUUUAAUUCCAACCAGCUCCAGUAGGUUGUAGUUUAAUUCCAACCAGCUCCAGUAGGUUGUAGUUUAAUUCCAACCAGCUCCAGUAGGUUGUAGUUUAAUUCCAACCAGUUCUAGUAGGUUGUAGUUUAAUUCCAACCAUCUCCAGUAGGUUGUAGUUUAAUUCCAACCAUCUCCAGUAGGUUGUAGUUUUAUUUUACCUGCAAUAUUUUCCUAUCUGUUAUUUUAUAACAUUUACAGUCAAUCUAAUUGAUAUUUUAAGCAGAUCAAAUGAUGUUGGUAAUAAUGAGCCACUAUCCUUGUGGAAGUCAUAGACUUCAAAUGAAAUUGAAUACAGGCCCGCUCCUAGAAACACCAGGUUUGAAUCAUGUAUUGUAAAUGGUGCAUAUCAAAUGUUUACAAUAGAGUAUUCCUCUUCCUUGUUUUAUUUCAUACAUGCUGGCUUUAAGACACUGUUCCCUCACUAUAUGGUCAGAUGAACCAGACACAACACAUGCCACUGUCCCAAGUAUGUACUACAGCCACCAUUACUACCCUCAAUGAGGUGACUUGUAUACAUGCAAUGGUUUUUGUUCUGGACUUUGGUGUCUUUCGCCUAGACCUCGGAUCUGUUGAAUCUGCGCUACAAUCUUGUCCUGCGGUCAUAUUCCUCCAAACGUAAACACAAUAGACACUAUGUACCUGUGUAUGAUUCAACAUGUCCCGAUAUUUGUAGUUUAUUUUCAAAUUAAAAUCAUUAUAUUAUUAUCUGUUUCUUCUAAGAGUCAGUUGGAUUGGAAGGGAAUAUCAGUGAUGGAGGUAACCAAUAUGUGUAUUGUGUAAAAAUAGUGUAUGACCAUCAAUGUACUUGUCAUUCUACAUGUAACGUUACAACAACCUGCCUGCAUACACUAAGGAGACAUAUCUGUAUAUAUUAAUCAAUACUAUUUUUACUGCAUUUUUGUACAAAUAUUCAUGGUAGCCAUGUACAAGUAGUUCAAAUGAUUCUAUGGUAGUAUUAAAAUAGUUUGGUUUUAA
Oncorhynchus kisutch (coho salmon) is the source of this 4363-nucleotide messenger RNA. RefSeq names its product regulator of calcineurin 2 (gene rcan2). Gene Ontology annotation, biological process: calcium-mediated signaling. The record is from RefSeq and is a predicted model, not a curated record. Gene Ontology annotation, cellular component: cytoplasm; nucleus. The transcript has 5 exons. Gene Ontology annotation, molecular function: nucleic acid binding; calcium-dependent protein serine/threonine phosphatase regulator activity. Bases 267 to 983 code for a protein of 238 amino acids. NCBI's taxonomy places the organism in Eukaryota, Metazoa, Chordata, Actinopteri, Salmoniformes, Salmonidae.